CUCUUUUUCAUUCGUAGCCUUGAAGCCGGUUUCUUAAAAAUCUCAUCAACAUCAUCCGUUAUACUCAGUCUCAUUCGUGAGUUACUCUCUGACCGGCAAGUAACGUUUUUAAGUUUGAUGUCUUUGACAAGUGGCUUGAAAAAAGAUUGGUCGCAGUUAACUAUGCUUUGAUUUAUAAAUUUUGAAAUUUUUUUUUUGUCGCGAAAGUUGAAGUCUUGCAUCAAGGGAAGUAGUUUUAUUGGAUUCAUAAAAUGCAUCGACGUUGGAGGUGCAACUUAAGACAUGUGACCUUGACUUUGACUUGUGCCCUGACGUUUAUCGGUCAUUGCAGUAGUCAAGAUCUAGGAAGUCUAUUUGCAGGUUUAUUGGGUGCUGCAGAAGUACCAAUGAAUGACACAUUUAACUUGGAAAAUCAAGUUCCAUGUCCUGGAGAAUGUGUACACGCCUUAACAUCCAUUUUGUGCACUAGGGUUAUUGAACAAUUUAACUGUGGCGCAACUUAUUUAAGAUGUUGCGUUAGUAGUGAUUUUAAUUUCGGAACUGUAGUUGAAACUUCAGCACCACUUCCAGAAGAGACGUCGACGGAAAGUUCCACCGAAUACGAAGUUUUCCUAAUUUCAACGACUCCUAACAGGGGUAGUACCAUAAAUCCUAUUCACGAGACUGUCCCUUCACCAUCGUCCAUUACUACUUACAAACCAAAUAACACUUACCAUCAUCCCCCUACACCAAAACCAUCAAACUUUCACACACAGCCAAAUGCUACUAUCAAGCUUAAACCAUGUUCUGGUAUUUGUGUUGAAAAUAUAUUUGUGCGAUAUUGCAGCAACACUAUUCCAGAGUGGUGCGAAACAGGAUCAACCUGUUGUGCAUCCCACCAUCAAGAUGAGAAUGAAUUUCCACACGAUACAUCAACUGCUGCUACUCCCACUCCUAAACCAGUUGGAUAUGAUAGUGAACCAGUUAAGCAAGAGAAACCGGAGGUAUCUACUAUUCCUGAAAAGAUAACAGCUCCACUAUGCCCUGGAUCAUGCGUCUCCCCACUGUUCAGUCUCUUAUGUGAUUCAGUUGUUGAAGGAUAUCAUUGUCCAAAUGAAGGUCGAUGUUGCAUUAGCAAUGAAGAAUCUGAACCUGAAACAACGACAACAACUACUCCAAGUUAUCCCAAUUUACAAUCCCCCUGUCCUGGAGCUUGCAUACCCGUAUUUUUGAGAGGGAUGUGUAAUCGCCCGUCAGAAGUUAUAAUUCAAUCCGAUUGUGACAGAGAUUUUGUUUGCUGUUAUCAACCAGAUGUAAAGGAUAACUUGCAUAUCGAUGCUCCUCAAAUUCCCCUUUUACGUCCAGGCUCUCCCCCUCAAGGCUAUUUGAAUAGUCCAUAUGGACCUCAGAGCAACAGGCCUCCAAUGCGUCAGCCAAAUCUUCCCAAUCCUCAUUAUCAAAGACCCCAAGUACCUUAUCCCUCAAACCCUGUCCCUCCUCCAGUGUUAGUUCCCCAUGUGCAUAACCAGCAUAGUGCAUCGGAAACCCACGUGCAAAAUAACCAUCCUGGAUUUCAACAUGCUCAUAAUCAACCAAGUGGAACUGAUUCAUUUAGUCACGAUAGUUAUUAUGGAUAUCAAAAUGUACCCAAUGAACCAAGUGGACCUAAUUCACAAAUUCCUAAUAAUAAUCCCGGUUUUCCCCCAAUGCAGAAUAAACCAACUGGUUCUGAUUCUUAUAAUCCUUCAUUAUAUCCUCCAAUGCGAAAUAAACCAAUAGCACCGGAUCAAAAUAUUUAUAAUGAUAGUCCCAACUAUCCCUUUGCACCACAAAUCCCUUCUCACGUACAAAACUUACCCGAUGGUUAUGAUAUUCACGAAGAAGUUGAUGGUCCUAAAUAUAUACCACAGAUACAACCUAACCAAGAAGUUGCAUAUGGAGUUAAUCCUUCUUUACCUAACAAUUUUCCAAAUUAUCCGAAUGGUCAACAGAACUUCCCUAGUCGACCUCAAUAUCAUAAUAGCUCACUGGAUCAUCAUCCAAUCGAACAUGGUGGACCUGAUGUCGAUCAAAUGGGUCAUCAUUUUUAUGACAGAAAGAAGCAAAAUAUUACGCGGUUAGAAUUUCCACAGACAUUUGUUAACUCGCAAGAACAGCCUCAGUCAGGAGUAAAUUAUGGCACACCUACUCGCAUAAAUCCUCCUAUUAUUCAAAAUCCAAAACCAGUGAUGCAACCCGAAGAGUUUACAAUGCAUAAAAAGCAGAAUGGUGAUCCUAAUCGUUUUGUUGACGCACCAAUACGUUUCGAUUCCGAUCGUGUUCGACCGAUAAUAAUUGAUCUCAACAAUAAUCCUCCGAACCUAGAAAAAUUCCAUCCCAUUAUUACGCCAAAUCAACCUCCUUCGACAUCAUCAGAAAACAAUAAUGAUGAUUCGAAAUCAGUUAUUCACAUUCCCUUAAACGUUCAGUUAAUGGAGAAAAUUCCUGAGCACUCAGUGCCCCAUUCUUCCGAAGCAGCAGGAACCUCUUUCGUACCAGUUCAAGACAAUUUCAGACCAUAUCCAAUGCAGCAAACCUCAUCAAUUUUGAACCAAGCUAAGCCAUCAUCGCCAAAUCAAAAGCCAACGAAGCCACCAAUUGCUCCUAACGUAGCAAUCCACAACUCAAUACCAGCCAGUAAUAUUUCACCCAAUAACAGCGAACCAUCUCACGUUGACAAUACGAAAAAGGAUUCCAGACCUGAAUGUCCAGGAUCAUGCAUAGGUUCCUUUUUAAGAUUCACUUGUUUUGGAUCAAGUGUUAUAUAUGAUGGAUUCGGCUGUGAAUCUGAAGGAACACUUUGCUGCACACCUGUUGAACACGUUCAGAAGUAUGAAGAACACCUCAAAUUAGGAAAACCAUUAAUUAUUUCAAGCUCUGAGGAAGAAAAGAAAAUGGAAGAUGCUUCUGCCGUUCGAAGACCAGGUUUGUAUGUGUGUGGAAUAAAAGGAAAUCAAAGAAGAAGAGUUGGACGUGUUAUGGGUGGUAAAUCUUCUACUCCGGGUGAAUGGUGUUGGCAGGUUGCUUUAAUCAAUGCCAAAAAUCAAUAUCUGUGCGGAGGAGCACUUAUUGGCAGUCGUUGGGUACUUACAGCUGCUCAUUGCAUUACAGUGUUGGUCCGCAAUGGUGAUGCAAUCUAUGUCCGAGUAGGAGACUACGAUUUAGCAAGUCAAUAUGGAACUCCAGGUGCUCAAACCCAAAAGGUUUCCACAUCUUACAUCCACCACAACCAUAACGGGCAGACACUGGACAACGACAUUGCUCUAUUGAGGCUUGAAAAUCCUGUUCAACUUCAAGAUAGCGUGUGUUUAGCCUGUUUGCCGGCUAGAAAUGCAGAAAGUCCCCCUGGUACACGGUGCACUGUAACAGGAUAUGGUUACAUGAAUGAAGGUGGUCCCGUAGCUCUUAAAAUUAGAGAAGCUGUUUUACCAAUAGUGGAAGAAAAAUUAUGCACUGAACAAAUAAAUAAAGUGACCGAAAAGAGGUUUAUUUUACCUACAGGUAGCUUCUGUGCUGGCGGAGAAAGCGGCAAUGAUGCCUGCCAGGGCGAUGGUGGCGGACCUUUAACGUGUGAAAAUGAAGGCUAUCACGAAUUAACAGGACUUGUAUCAUGGGGAUUUGGAUGCGGCAAAAAAGAUGUUCCUGGAGUUUACGUCAAGGUGUCUUCUUACAUCGGAUGGGUGAACCAAAUUAUAAGUGUUAACAACUGAUGAUGAUGAAAAUUAAGUACUGGAUCGCUUACCAAGUUGAAUCAUGAUCAACUCAUUUUCGACCUUUCAUCUUAUCAGAACACCAUGUGUACAUUUAAAGAGUUGUAACAAAUUUUAUAUAAAAAUGUCAAAACGAGCAUUUAUUUUAUCAAAAAAUGCUCAUGCGCAGUCGGAACUAAAUAGAAAUUCAUAAUGUUUUAAGGACAAUGGGAUACCUGUAAUUGACGUUGUGUGGGUAUUUCAAUCCUGAUUGGUUGUUGAAAUGCGACAUUUGUUUACGUUAGAAACUGUCCUUUCCAUUCUGUUUCGAGUACGCCAAGCAUCAAAUUUAUUAAAUGAUACAUUCUAUAUUAAUACACAAAGAUUCCUUAACAAUGAUUUCAAUUUUUUCACUAUACAUUUUUUUACUUAACUCAAAGACAGACAAGAAGCCAUGUAAAACAUAAACAAAUUAUGUAUCGUAGUUGCUAGGUACACAAAACAAAAAUAUAUCACGAUUACAAUAAAAUACAUAAACAAAUGAUAAAUCAUACGGCACUGUAUCAGAACUUCAAGUUAAUUAAUAUUCUAACUAAUUUGGAGAAACUUGGCUUAUUUUUAACUAGCCAUUUUGCUUAUAAGCGAUCAGCUAGCGCUGAUGUCAUAGGUCACAUGUGUGGGUAUCCGCGGUCUUCUUUUUAAAGUGCAAGUACCCAAUUGGGACUCUAAGCUGGUAUGGAUUAUUUUUUGCUUUCGUAUUAUUGAGAUUCAUAUUUUUCUAUAAUAUUAUUUUUUAAUCGAAAAAAUUUACCUGAUUAAGAUGGAAAUCUGAUGAAAGAAUUUGAAAUAUCACUUUCUUUUGCUAAGUAUAUAUUUAAAACAUUGAAUUUGUCUAAGUGUUAGACAAACAGCAAGAAAUGGAAAAUGUAAUUUUUAUACUUAAAUGUAGCAAUUUAAGAUUAUAACGGAUUUUUACGAAUUCUUUUUGAGUUUAGAUAAUUAUACGUUGUUUGAUAAAAAAAAAAUGCUUGUUUUGACAUGUUAUCUAUAUCCUUUCCAUAAAGUUUGGAGUAAUUACAAAAAAUUUCACUGUAUAUAGAUACAAAUAACAGCGUUGUUUGUCACUACAUAUAAUCAAUUUCAUAAUGAAAUUUUGUCUUUUUGUCUAACAUGUUUCAUUUUAUGUAAAUAAAUGCUGUUCAUGUAAAAUUAUUCUGCGGGGCAGAAUUAGAAUUUAGAAAUUCAUUCAAAAGUCUGUGCUUAGGAAGUAAUUUAAAUAAUCUUUUGUAUUAUGAUAAGGUUGUGAAUGAUUUUUCUUAAUAAUCCUUUUUUUUAAAAAU
Molecule: messenger RNA, 5047 nt
Organism: Parasteatoda tepidariorum (common house spider)
Lineage: Eukaryota; Metazoa; Arthropoda; Arachnida; Araneae; Theridiidae
Biological process (GO): proteolysis
Molecular function (GO): serine-type endopeptidase activity
Source: RefSeq, a predicted model, not a curated record